Messenger RNA from Brugia malayi, 1113 nucleotides. RefSeq lists its product as uncharacterized. The transcript has 9 exons. The record is from RefSeq and is a predicted model, not a curated record. NCBI's taxonomy places the organism in Eukaryota, Metazoa, Nematoda, Chromadorea, Rhabditida, Onchocercidae. Bases 1 to 1113 code for a protein of 370 amino acids.
AUGUGCAAAGAUGAUGAAAAUCGACAUGUUACCAGUGCUGAGGAACCGUCGACACAAGUGAUUCGGAAACCAAGGAUAUUGGCUCGACGAGUUUGGAAAAGAUCCUCAAAUACUCCAGAUAGGAUUGAAAGCGCGCCUUUGGAUCCUAAACCAUGUUCGACAGAGAAGGAAGAAUUUGAAGAAAUUAGAAAUGAAGAAAUAGAUGACACUGAAGGCAUAUUCAGUUGUACUGCUCUCAGUGAAACACUUCGAAAAAACAAGCCGCUCCAUGUCGCUGAACAUGUCCCGGUCUUGUACGAUACUCAGCUGCGUAUGCGUUUUGGUAAUGAGGAAGAUGUAUCUGAUCGUGUUCGCAUGAUUGGUGUCACUCUUGCCGAACGUGCCUUAAAAGCUUUGAGAACCGUAUCAGGAAAUGGACCACGUUUUCAAUUUACGUUUCCCAAAGAGGCUGCAAAAGUCAACUUAAAUUCAGCGGAUGACCCAGCUAGUGUAUCUCAGAUAUUAAGUGGUUCUCAUCCAGUAGAGCAAGACAACCCAUCUGCCUCAUCUUCCGGAAAGUCUUCCCGAAGCCCUAUCAUUCUUCGGAUCACAAGGACGAAAUCCGGUAGCCGGAAAGCUUCUACGGAUGUCCGUCGGCAUACGAAACAAAAGGAAUGUCGUAAAGAACAGAAAAAAGCGAAUGUUGUAACGCGUAGGAAAAGGACAAAAGAAUACGAUUCCCCGAGCACAUCGCUUGGAUAUAGGAGUUCUACCAAUCAGACAAAAGAUGAUACCGAAGUGGCUGCUGAGAACCCUACUCCCGAAGAGAAAGCUGUUGUCGACCAGGUAUUAUUACUUUGUAGACAGUUCAUCAGGUCUAUAGAUUAUGCUGAUGCCAAUUGGUAUAGCAAACUUAAAAAGGCCAUUUAUUUUCGAUUACAUCAGUUGGUGGAGAAUAUGAAGAAUGCAAUGUCAAACCGUAGGGAAUUACGCGAACGUAAUGAGGAACUUCGCAAAUUGCAUGAUCAUCUCAUUAAGCGUAAACAGAUCACUGAGCUUCAACAUGAAUAUCAAGAGGUUCUUCCAGGUCCUAGCAGUGAAGGUUUGAGUUCUCAGCCACCAGAAUGGUUUUAG